UCCCCCCCUUCCCUCCCCCCCUCCGUCCCUCCCCUCCCUUUCCCUCUCUCCGUAUUCCUCCGACACCAUGACGAACUUCGAGUCAGAGCAGUUUUUCAAGCAGCUCAAGGACGGUGUUUCCGGCUUGCCGAGUGACGCCAAAGACCGCAUCCUCAAACAGGUGAACGGCCUCUUCCAGUUUGACAUCACCAACUCCGAGGGUGUGACCAAAAUCUGGACGCUCGACCUCAAGGCCGGCACUGCCACCGCCGGGUCCCUGGUCGAGGGGCCAAUUUCUGGCCGCCGGCCAGACGUGAUCCUUAAGAUGACCGAUGAGAACUUUGCAAAGAUGGCCCGUGGCGAGCUCAAUGGGCAGAAGGCUUUCAUGGCCGGGCAGCUGAAGGUCCGUGGCAAGAUUGUCCUCGCCACCAAACUCGACACCAUCCUCAAGACCGUCCGGGCUGCCGCCUAAGGUGUCACUCCCCUUCCUUUGCAAAAAGCAUGGCCGCUGAGAUGGCCCUUCGGCCCAGGAGACCGUCUCUUCCGGAUAACUAUACCAGCUCCCAUGAAUGCCCCCUCCUCCUUUUGCAUGGAGAAUGUGUCGAUCAUCCAUGCCCUCUCUGUGCCUCCCGAUGCCCCUUCUGCUGGCGUCCCGAAAAGCAUCCCGUCGACAGGGUCUCGUCCUGCCUCCCGGCCCCGCCACCUAAGCAUCCUGGAUGGGGGGCUCCUUCAACAAUACAUCUCGGCCCUGCGUGA
Molecule: messenger RNA, 735 nt
Organism: Fonticula alba
Lineage: Eukaryota; Rotosphaerida; Fonticulaceae
Exons: 4
Coding region: 68-451 (127 amino acids)
Cellular component (GO): cytosol
Source: RefSeq, a predicted model, not a curated record